UCCUAUGCCCUGGUUCAAAUGAGGCAGGUUUUUCUGGCUGCUUCUCUAAGCUCAACCCGUACUCCAUAGGCCGCUGAGCCCCAACGGCCUGUUCCCACAUCGCGCUCGCGCUUGUGCGUUUGCGAACUGCCUCGCUAUCUUCGCUGUCUCCCUUGCAGGAAUUUCAUAGCAAGCACACAAGACAAUGGGUAUCAUAAGGAGUUGCUUCUCCUUCAUAGCAGGGACAGUCUGUGGUGUUUAUGUGGCACAGAACUAUAAAGUGCCUAACGUGGCAAAGCUAGCCGACACUGCCUUGUUCAUGGCCAAGGUUGUUGAAGAAACAUACCGCAAACCCAGCAAGAAGGCUGAUGAUGAUGAAUAGUGUGAUUAAAUGAAGCAAUAUUAUAUUGGAAACAGGUUUAUCUAUUACAUAGUCUUAAUUCUUUUUCCUGGAUUAUAUGGGAUUGAAUAACUUUCCAACAGAAACUCUUGGGAAACAAAUUUUGUGAAGAGGUUUAGCAUUUAUAGCAUUUGUGCCGUUUAACGGAAGCAUUCUGGUUGCCCUUUCUGAUUUUUGGUCAUUAUAAUAGGACUUUAUAGUCAUCUAAGUUUUCUGCCCACAAUAACAAACAUUGUUUUAAAAUUUUAUCCCAUAGUGGGAUGAUAGCUUUAUUCGGAUUAGAGUAAAUAGACAAAAAUACUCAUGAAAAAGUAUAGAAGGAACAAAAGAACACCUCAAACAUUAGAAAUAAUCUGAUGCAUUCUGUAGAUUGGUUUCGCAAGUCAAACUGUCCUUCCAAUUGUAUAUUAAUAGAUUUGAAAAGAAAAGCAAACUGGAAAUGGUUUCUUGAGCUCUUGCAUCAUGAUUUGGGGAUUACAAGGUGCAUGGCUGCAACUUUAUGUCAGACGAGUAGAAGGGUUAGAUAAGGGAAUGAUAGUUUUGACUUGUCAAAACAAUCUUUGGAGUGUAUCAGGCUAUUUUGGAGUGUAUCUGGCUGAUGUUGAGGGUUUCGAGGCUGACGAGGUUUUCAAGGUCGUCGGGGAGGGAGCAGAGGCAGUUGAGGCCGUUGUCAAGGACCUUGAGAGAGGUGAGGUGUGAGGUGGAGUGUAAGGAAGAGGAGCUUGUUGGAGUUCACUUAAAGCUUCUUCAGCUUUCUCAGUUCCAAACCAAUGCUUUCUGGAAGUUGCAUCAGUUUAUUGAAGUUGGCGUUCAGUUCCUCCAAUGAUCUGCAAUUGUAAAUGGUUUUGGGAAGGUAUUCAAUGAGGUUUCUGGCGACAUUCAAGACCUUAAGCUUAUAGAGGCAGCCAAUGGAGUUCGGUAGGCUUCUAAGCUGGUUCGAGUGCACGUCUAGCACCACCACUGCAACAUAGGAUUUUUCCGUCAAGUUUAGUCAAGGAAUAUGAUGGAGGGGCCGCGAUGGCUCACUUUUGAGAGGGACAAAGGCGUAGGUGUAUUUUUUAACAGGAGUUGCCUUGUCCUAAUUUGGAAUGGAUAGGGACCGAGUUGGGUGUUCACUCGCUAUUUUAAAAUCCUUUGGGUGUAUUUUUAUCCUCUCUAUACUCUUUCAUGUGUAUUUUUGUCCAUAAGUUAUGGAAAGCAGUGGUUUAGAUA
Messenger RNA from Arachis duranensis, 1591 nucleotides. RefSeq lists its product as uncharacterized. The transcript has 2 exons. The coding region runs from base 185 to 361 and encodes 58 amino acids. NCBI's taxonomy places the organism in Eukaryota, Viridiplantae, Streptophyta, Magnoliopsida, Fabales, Fabaceae. The record is from RefSeq and is a predicted model, not a curated record.